ACGCCAACUCAACAUUCAUGCAACCAUUCCCCCAAACUCUCACACCAUGUACAACACUAGCGGUAAAAUGGACAUGUUGUGGGCCGAGAAGGGCCCGAACGGCGAGCUCCCACUGCCGGAAAGCCCGAGAGGGCCCAUCGAGUUUCUCUCCCGCUCAUGGAGCGCCUCCGCGCUCCAACUCUCCAAAGCCAUCACUCCCUCCAAUCCCACCGCAAUGCUCGUCAAAACCACCUCCGCCGCCAUACCGGAAAACCACGCCGCCGAAGAAGAGGACAAUUCUAAGCUUUCCGGCAACACCUUUUCCUUCGCUUCCACCGCCACUUCUCAGCUCAUUCUCGAGCGCAUCAUGUCACAAUCAGAGAUUUCACCACUAACAUCAGGAAGGCUCUCGCAUAGUAGCGGCCCUCUCAAUUGCCUCACCGAGGAAACCGAGUCGCCUCCGAUUUCGCCCUCCAACGAAUACGAGGACGUCGUUAAGUAUUUACGAGCAAACAACACGCUGCAACCGCUCUUCACCGGCACGCCGCGGGCCGGCUUCGCGGCGGCCGCAGCCGUCGGCGGCACGAACACGCCGGGUGGAAAGACGGUGGGGAGGUGGCUGAAGGAGCGGAGGGAGAAGAAGAAAGAGGAGACGCGGACACACAACGCGCAGCUCCACGCCGCCGUCUCCGUCGCCGGCGUGGCCGCCGCCAUCGCGGCCAUAGCGGCCGCUACCGCUGCCUCGUCCUCAAACGGCAAGGACGGGGACAUGGCGAAGACGGACAUGGCCGUCGCCUCGGCCGCGACCUUAGUCGCGGCCCAGUGCGUGGAGGCCGCGGAGGCGAUGGGCGCCGACCGCGACCACCUCAUCUCCGCCGUGAGCUCGGCCGUCAACGUCCGGUCCCAUGGCGACAUUUCGACCCUCACCGCCGCCGCCGCCACCGCUCUACGAGGAGUGGCGACUUUGAAGGCGAGGGCUCUGAAAGAAGUGUGGAACGUGGCGGCGGCGGUGCCGGUGGCGCCGGUGGAGAGAGGGGUGAGUUCCGGCAACGGGAAUAACAGCUCCAGCAGCAACAACUCCGGCAGCUACUGCGAGGAGCUCUUGCCGGAGGAGAAUUUCCUUGCUUCUUGCAAUCAAGAGAUGCUUGCUCGCGGCACCGAGCUUCUCAAACGAACUCGCAAAGGCGAUCUUCACUGGAAAGUUGUAUCUGUAUACAUUCAUAGGAGUGGGAAUGUGAUGCUGAAGAUGAAGAGCAGGCACGUGGGAAAUACCUUCACCAAGAAGAAAAAGAAUGUGGUGGUGGAUGUUCUGAAAGACAUGGCGGCGUGGCCGGGGAGGCACCUGUUCGAGGACGGGGAGCAGAGGCGGUACUUCGGGCUGAAGACAGAAGGGCGAGGAGUGGUGGAGUUCGAGUGCAGGAAUGCCCGAGAGUACGAGAUGUGGACGCAGGGCGUGUCGAGACUCCUCUCCAUGGUUGCCCAUAGGAAAAGGAACCAUUAUAAAUAGUUUUUCAAUUGACUACUAGUAAUGUAUUCAUAUUUAUUUUCGUAAUUAUGUUGACUUCAAACUUCGACCUAUUAAUUAAAUUAUUAUAAAUAGUUCUAUGUUGUUUUUUCUA
Messenger RNA from Salvia hispanica, 1598 nucleotides. RefSeq names its product VAN3-binding protein-like. Gene Ontology annotation, biological process: auxin-activated signaling pathway; phloem or xylem histogenesis; leaf vascular tissue pattern formation. The record is from RefSeq and is a predicted model, not a curated record. Lineage: Eukaryota; Viridiplantae; Streptophyta; Magnoliopsida; Lamiales; Lamiaceae.